AUGAAGGAUACAGUACCUCCACAGGGUGACUGCCCAACAUAUAAUCCUCUACCAAAUGUGAAAAAUAUCCUUGUAACGGGGUGUGCUGGUGUUAUUGGUGGAUGGUAUGUUCGCAUGAUAGUCCACGCCUACGCAAGCCACUAUCGAGUGAUCGGGUUCGACAAUUUGGAGUCUUGCGCCUCCUUGGAUAACCUCGCAACCAUUGACCAGCACCCGGCUUUCUGCAUUGUGAAAGGUGAUAUAUGCAGAUUUUCGGAUGUCAUGGCUGCAAUGAAGAGUUACAGGGUUGACGCGGUUGUUCAUUUUGCUGCUCGAUCUCGAGUCGACCAGUCAUUCUCCAACCCGCUAGCCUAUACAACCACCAACGUCGUCGGGACGCAGAUAUUACUCGAGGCCGCAAAGUCGAUAGGCUCCGUCCACAGAUUCGUCUAUGUCUCGACUGAUGAGGUCUAUGGUGAGAAUGACCCUGAAAGGUGUUUCGCCUCUAGCGAAAAUCAGCCCCUGAAUCCAACCAAUCCAUACGCAGCGAGUAAGGCAGCCGCAGAGAUGAUUGUCCGCGCCUAUGAAAAGUCCCAUACCACAAAGUUCCGUGGUACAAAGGGCCUUGGACAACCUCACCUCGGUCAUUCCAAAGAGUCCGUAAUAGCGGUUUACUCCGAGCCAAACUGCUGA
Molecule: messenger RNA, 672 nt
Organism: Aspergillus brunneoviolaceus CBS 621.78
Lineage: Eukaryota; Fungi; Ascomycota; Eurotiomycetes; Eurotiales; Aspergillaceae
Product: putative NAD+-dependent epimerase
Exons: 2
Coding region: 1-672 (223 amino acids)
Molecular function (GO): dTDP-glucose 4,6-dehydratase activity
Source: RefSeq, a predicted model, not a curated record